UUGACCCUGUUGGCAAAUGGUACUUUUUCAGAUUUUCUGAUGGUAAUAGUACCAAUGAUGCCUAUACAACACGAUUUACAAUUACCGAUUUAAAUGGUAAAUAUCCGCCAGCUCCAAGUCCUGCACCGGCGCCUGGAAAAAAUCCUGGUCAAAACGGCAAAAUAGUAUCCAAUUCAACCAACUCUGCAGCAGCUUCUUCAAUUAAUAGUGCAUCAACUUCCACACCAACUUCCACACCACCUUCUUCCAACGUUAACACGUCAAAUUCUUAUAAUAGUGACGUACCAGCGACAGAUACUGAACAAUCCGCACCAUCUGCACCAUCAAACACUGUACCAUCAAGCGUUAAACCUGCCAAACAAUCUGGUAAAACAGCAGCAGCAGAAUCAGCACCAAGUAAUAAAGUUAGCAAUGUAUCUAGCAGUGCAUCUUUCUUAGAAUACACCAAAAAAUUAAUGUUUAGUGUAUUAGUAGGAUUGACAUUAAGUUUUUUGAUGCUUCAUAUUUAA
Messenger RNA from Dentiscutata heterogama, 509 nucleotides. The record is from the annotation of a GenBank genome assembly. Lineage: Eukaryota; Fungi; Glomeromycota; Glomeromycetes; Diversisporales; Gigasporaceae.